This is a messenger RNA of Penicillium macrosclerotiorum, 927 nucleotides long. RefSeq names its product NUDIX hydrolase. Gene Ontology annotation, biological process: coenzyme A catabolic process. The transcript is spliced from 5 exons. Gene Ontology annotation, molecular function: coenzyme A diphosphatase activity; acetyl-CoA hydrolase activity. The record is from RefSeq and is a predicted model, not a curated record. Lineage: Eukaryota; Fungi; Ascomycota; Eurotiomycetes; Eurotiales; Aspergillaceae. The coding region runs from base 1 to 927 and encodes 308 amino acids.
AUGGCUCCGCUAAAUCCCGCUUCCCAGGAAGCCAUUGAGAGACUUCGAAACUAUACCCCACCACCAACCGCAUAUGGCAAUGUGCCACUCAAUCGACGAGCAGCCGUGCUGAUUCUUCUCUACGCCGACCCCCAGGGUGAUCUCCGGGUGGUUAUUACGAUCAGGGCCAAGACAUUAAGUUCCUAUGCAGGAGAAGCUGCUUUGCCUGGAGGCCGCGCCGACACCCUAACUGAAACCCCCUUUCAGACUGCUCGCCGCGAAGCUUGGGAGGAGAUCGGCCUGCCUGACAUCGCCCAGCCCCUGCCGCCACCCUUUGCCGUCGAGCACCUCUGCGAGUUGCCGGCUAACUUGGCCAAGACCGAACUGGUCGUGCGGCCCUGCGUGGCCUUGCUGCAUGCCUUCGAUCCGCGUUCCGGGACAUCAGUUGACCCGGAAGUCGAGUUGAUCCCGAAGCUGGACGCGCGUGAGGUUGCGGCCGUGUUCACAGCUCCAUUUCGGGACUUCUUGCGCGCGCAGGAUGAUAGCGAGGAACCUGGGAAAUGGUACCGCGGGUCAUGGAGCCUAUGGCAUGAUAGUAAUUGGCGGAUGCACCAAUUCUUCGUCCGCCCCAACGCGGAUCGGGUCACGAAACCCCGGCCACGUCGGGGCAGCCAGACGCGGGCGCAGAGCCGGGCGGCCGAUCUGCUGGCGGCGCAGGAACAUGCCGGCGCGAUCGAGCGGUAUCGGGUGUUUGGAAUGACGGCGCGUAUUAUCGUCGACGCGGCACGGGUCGCGUAUGCAGAAGAGCCGGAAUUCGAGCAUAACAGCCACUUCGGAGACGAGGCGAUGAUCGCCAAGUUGCGACGGCUGGGCCGGCUCAGCGCGGUGCGGCGCGCGUCGGAUGGGCUAGACCGUGAGACGAUGCAGAAGGCGGCGAAGUUGAGCUGA